This is a messenger RNA of Triplophysa rosa, 1853 nucleotides long. Its product is annotated as fibulin-1. The transcript has 12 exons. Lineage: Eukaryota; Metazoa; Chordata; Actinopteri; Cypriniformes; Nemacheilidae. The coding region runs from base 631 to 1800 and encodes 389 amino acids. Gene Ontology annotation, molecular function: calcium ion binding. The record is from RefSeq and is a predicted model, not a curated record.
GCCUAAGAGCACAUAUCUUCUUUUGAGGUUUAACCCAUAUAAAGCUGAAUUCAUUAUGUUUUUCUUUCUUUUUUGGGAUAUCAGAUAUUCUGAGGUCAGUAGAGAUCAGUGUACAUUGUGUUUUAAAAAUAAAAGAUUGAAUUGACUGCUGUGGCUUAUAAAAGCAUAUUUGUGAUGGAUCACAAAACCAGUGUUAAGUCGCACGGGAACAUUUUUUAGUAAAAGCCAAUAAUACAUUGUAUGGGUAAAAAUGAUCGAUUUUUCUUGUAUGCCAAAAAUCACUAGGAUAUGAAGUAAAGAUCAUGUUCCAUGAAGAUAUUUUGUAAAUUUCCUACCGUAAAUAUAUCAAAAUAUAUAUGGCCUGCUACAGUGCCUCUGAUUAACAACUUCAAAGGUGAUUUUCUCAAUAUUCUUUUUUUUGCACCCUCAGAUUCCAGAGGUUUAAACUGUUGUAUCUCCGCCAGAUAUUGUCCUAUCAUAACAAACCACAUCAAUGGAAAGCUUGUUUAUUCAGAUUGACUCAGGAGUCGUGAAUCAGUAAAGAUUCUCUUCACGUCCACGCGCAGCUGUUCGUCGCGAACGAGUUUUGGUGCAGCGCGAGCUCGCCGUUAUCUCCAGGUGUGUGUUUUUAUGUCAGUCACACAGGCUCUGUUGUUGUUCGUGAUGCUGUUUGCGACCGACGUUCUCAAUACAGAACCAGAACAACAUGAAGCUCUGAAACACACCGACACACACAACAUGAUGGAUCAGAAUGAAAUUACAACCAUUAGCAACUUCAGUCAGACGUCACAGAAGUCUCCGUCCCCAGGAUUGGUUGCUGGUUGCCAUGGUAACCAGGUUCAAUCAGAUGGUCAGAAUUGCUCUUGUGCAGCAGGUCACAGUCAGGACGAGACAGACGAGUGUAAAGAUAUUGAUGAAUGUCAGCAGGGUGACCCUUGUGGUUACCAUGCCGACUGCACGAACACACCCGGAUCCUUCCUGUGCAGUUGUCUCCGUGGUUACCUGAUGGGUCUGAAGGGAUGUCAAGACAUAGAUGAGUGUGUGUUAGCAGCAGUAACGGGCCUCCGGGCGUGUGGACGCAGGGCAGAGUGCACAAACACACCCGGAUCUUUCAUCUGUUCCUGUCCGCUCGGAUACGUGCUGGCGCUGGACGGGCACAACUGCGUCGACGUGGAUGAGUGUAAUUUCGAGGAGAACUGUCGGCGAGAACUCGGGAACGUGUGUGUGAAUACAGAAGGAUCAUACAAGUGUUCAUGUCAACACGGAUUCAGAGAGGUAGAAGCCACUUGUGCAGAUGUUGAUGAGUGCGUCGAGCAGCAGAACGUGUGUGUCGGUGGAGGGGAAUGCGAGAACACGCUGGGAAGUUACAGGUGUGUGUGUAAGCGAGGUUACCGUGGAAACGGCACCCACUGCUCAGAUAUAAACGAGUGUUUGUCUGGAGAUCAUGGCUGUGAUGUCAACGCUCGCUGUGGGAAUAUCAUCGGCUCAUAUUUCUGUCAGUGUCAUCAGGGAUACAGCGGAGACGGACACGCCUGCUAUGAUGUAGACGAGUGUGCUCAGGAUAAUGGACUCUGUGAACACAACUGCACAAAUGAGCCGGGAACACACAGCUGCCAUUGUUCUACAGGAUACACGCUUACACGUGACCUACACAACUGUACAGACGUGGACGAGUGUGCGGUCAGUAAUGACACAUGUGAACAGUUCUGUACGAACACGCGUGGAUCAUUCCUGUGCUCCUGUCGCCACGGAUACCAGCUGCACAUAGAUGGACACAGUUGUGUGGGUCAGUGUGUGUGACAUUGACAUUAAACAAUCAGUGUUUGUGUCACAGUGGGAAUUCACUGUUGCGU